Messenger RNA from Mesorhabditis belari, 1890 nucleotides. NCBI's taxonomy places the organism in Eukaryota, Metazoa, Nematoda, Chromadorea, Rhabditida, Rhabditidae. The record is from the annotation of a GenBank genome assembly.
AUGGCACGUCGUUACGAUUCGAGGACUACGAUUUUCUCUCCCGAAGGCCGUUUAUAUCAGGUCGAAUAUGCGAUGGAAGCAAUUUCACAUGCGGGUACCUGCCUCGGAAUUCUGGCCUCGGACGGGAUCCUCAUUGCUGCUGAAAAACGAAAUGUGCAUAAACUUCUAGAUGAUUCCGUGUUAGCCGAGAAAAUCUAUCGCCUCAGCGACAACAUUGCUUGUACGGUGGCCGGGAUUACGGCAGAUGCCAAUAUUUUGAUCAAUCAUUUGCGCUUUUGGGCCGCUGAUUACAAGCUUGGUUAUGGCGAAGACAUCCCGGUUGAGCAACUUGUCCGAAAUCUUUGCAACGAGAAACAACGCUAUACCCAAGUUGGAGGCAAGCGUCCUUUCGGUGUUUCGCUUCUUUACAUGGGAUGGGACAAACAUUACGGAUUUCAACUUUAUCAAUCUGAUCCUUCUGGAAAUUAUACUGGAUGGAAAGCCACUUGCAUCGGAAAUAAUCAUCAGUCGGCCGUUUCAUUGUUGAAGCAAGAGUACAAGAAUCCAACGCUCGCCGAAGCUAAACAACUUGCGAUGAAAGUUUUGUGGAAGACGUUGGACGUGAAGCUGGCUCCAGAAAAAAUUGAGAUGGCGGUGUUGGUCCGGAAAGAUGGAAAAUCGGUGGUCGAGGAGCUUUCGCAUGCUGAAAUGGCGUUCUUUCGAAAAGUAGGAGGCACGUUGAAAGGGUAUUGCAUAAACGUCUACAAUGAUUACAGAACCGUGACAAUUGACGCGUUAAAAGAGGCAAAGAAUAAACCAUUGAAAACGACGAUAAUUCUCAGUGGUUUGGGAGGGCUAACUUAUCUCUAUCAGAUGAAUCCAACCGAGUUGGAGUUCAAAAACGAGCUUGUGGAAAAACGACAUCUGAUGACUUUAACACCAAGCCCUAUACACAGCCCACAAGCCGAUAACGCCCUUAUUGAUCGAACCCGACUACUUAAUCAAAACAGAUUGCAUUAUUAUAAUCUCUGGCUUUUUUCAUUGAUAAUAAAGGGGCCACAUGAUGAUAAAGUCAGAGCAUAUUCCAGCCAGGAUAAGAAUCUCAGGUUAUGGUAUCCGAACGAGCUUCUUCAAAAUAUUUAUGAUGUUGUGAUGGGUGGCUUGUCGAAGGAUGAGCUCAAUUUUCAACGGUUACUUGAUCGAACAAAAAAGCUUUCGCGGAAGGAGCUUGCUUCAAAUAUUUGGAAGAUAACUUCUGGUUGCACAUAUUUGGAUCAGUUGUUAGAACGAUUACAAAAAGAAAGCUCUUUGGACAAAGACGUUUUAAUACAAUAUGGACGGGAAGUACAUCAACUUAAAUUGCUUGUAGAGGCUGAGCAACAAAAACGAACUGAGGAUAAACUUCGGGUGUUGGACAAAAUCCCCAAUCGUUUUGAUGAGGUCAUCCCAACAAGUCAAAAUGGUGAUGAAUCAAAAUCGAAAGAAGAUCCGGAAAUUUUCGAGUCCGCGGCUGAGAUAAGGGUGCGGAAUCGAGCAGUUUAUCGAGCCGAUUUACGAAGAGAGCUUUUAGAGUCAAGUAGAAGAGGAAAUGAGCACGACCUAACAAUGAGUCAACACACGGAAAAUCAAGAGAACCUGGCCCAAGAUCUUCUCACUCUCACACGGACACUCAAGCAGAAUAUGACACUUGCCGGGAAUGUGAUCAAAGAUGACACAAAGCGUCUCUCAACGAUGAAUCUGCAAGUAGACGCAAAUCGGGAAAACCUGGCCGUUGAAAGCGCCCGACUUGAGAAGCACGCUUAUCGGUGGUGUGGAUUCGACUGUUGCAUUCUGUUUAUCUUUAUUUUUCUCUUCUCGAGCUUUAUUUUCAUGGUAAUGUUCAUGAAGUUUUUCCAUAAGCCAGUAACAAGG